AUGCUGACCGCUCUGAGAGACUCCCUGCUGCUAGUGCUCGCCUGCACCGGCCUGGCGCUGGCCCAGAACGACACCGAGCCCAUCGUCCUGGAGGGCAAGUGCCUGGUGGUGUGCGACUCGAACCCGUCGUCGGACGGGGCGGUCACCUCCUCGCUGGGCAUCUCCGUGCGCUCAGGGAGCGCUAAGGUGGCUUUCUCCGCCGUCCGCAGCACGAACCACGAGCCCUCCGAGAUGAGCAACCGGACCAUGACCAUCUACUUCGACCAUGUCUUAGUUAACAUUGGGAACCACUUCGACACAAGGUCCGGCACUUUCGUGGCGCCGAGGAAGGGCAUUUACAGUUUCAGCUUUCACGUGGUCAAGGUGUACAACCGACAGACGAUCCAGGUCAGCUUAAUGCAAAACGGCUGGGCUGUCAUUUCUGCUUUCGCCGGGGAUCAAGAUGUGACCCGGGAGGCCGCCAGUAACGGAGUGCUGCUGAACAUGGAGAGAGAGGACAAAGUCUAUUUAAAGCUCGAGAGAGGCAACUUAAUGGGAGGAUGGAAGUACUCGACGUUUUCUGGCUUUUUGGUAUUCCCUCUAUAAAAGGGAGAUGCCAAUCCAUUUUUUUUCUCCCUGAGGACCAACUCUCCCGUGUACAUGACCGCUAUUUGCAACGGAACCAGAUUAUUAGACCAAAAAAAACCCCAUCCAAACUGCUAAGUAGGGGCAGACUAACCUACCGAUUAGAAUAAUUUCUUUGAAUGCUGACAAUCGCCUUGGCCAGCGUGGUCCGAAGUAGUUCUGGCGACAGGUGCUCUCUAUAGGAAUAUCAAGUGAAUUUAUUGACAGCGACAGACUACUGGCGAGACAAAUCAAGCUGGAUUUUCUCACGGGCGGAUAUCACUGAUCUAAAGAAACCGAAUCGUGGUGGACUUUGCUGGGUUGAAACAACCGUAAUUUAAACACACACAAAAAAAUACAAGUUAGAGAUUUUUUGUUUGUUUGAUUUCAAUGUUCUAGCAAUGCUUUCUUUCGUGUUCGUAUUUAGUCUUAAGUAAAGAAC
This is a messenger RNA of Hemiscyllium ocellatum (epaulette shark), 1045 nucleotides long. RefSeq names its product cerebellin 2b precursor (gene cbln2b). The record is from RefSeq and is a predicted model, not a curated record. The coding region runs from base 1 to 585 and encodes 194 amino acids. Gene Ontology annotation, molecular function: protein binding. NCBI's taxonomy places the organism in Eukaryota, Metazoa, Chordata, Chondrichthyes, Orectolobiformes, Hemiscylliidae. The transcript has 3 exons.